AUGUGCAUGGAGUGGAGUGGAGUGGAGUGGGUGUGCCGUGAGACAGCCUACUGGAGUGAUGGGCGUUGGGCGAUCAUAGCUGAUGGCCUGGGUUCCUUCCGAAUCCGCUCAUCGCGCGGUGGACGUGGACCAUGCACGUACUACAGGGCAGCAGCUGGGAGCUUUCCGCCAUGGAAUUCCGAGUUCAGAGUUGUUCAUGUCAACUGGAGAAGGUCCAUUGAGACAGUGCAUAGAUAUUUUAAAGAGGUCUUGUAUGCCAUUGGCGAACUAAGGCAGGACUUGAUUAAAGCUCCAUCUAAUGAGACACCGCUUAAAAUAAGCAACAGCCCAAGAUGGUACCCAUACUUUAAGGAUUGUAUUGGGGCAAUAGAUGGGACUCAUAUCCAUGCUAGGGUCCCAGCAAGGAUACAAGCAGCAUUUAGGGGUAGGAAGAACCACCCCACCCAAAAUGUUCUUGCUGCUGUUGGCUUUGAUUUGAAAUUUACCUACGUGUUGGCCGGCUGGGAGGGUUCAGCACAUGAUGCUACCAUCCUUGCUGAUGCACUAGAGAGGCACGAUGGGUUAACGGUCCAACCAGGGAAAUUUUACCUAGUAGAUGUUGGAUAUGCUUGCAAACCUGGAUUUCUCCCACCUUAUCGUGGCACUAGGUAUCAUUUGAAAGAGUACAGUAGGAGGAACUACCCCACCAACCCAAGAGAAUUGUUUAAUUUGAGGCAUUCAAGUUUAAGAGUCACCGUUGAAAGGGCUUUUGGUGCUUUGAAGAACCGUUUUCGUAUCAUUGACAACAAACCAUUUCAUCCCUUUAGGACUCAAGUAAAGUUAGUGCUUGCUUGUUGCAUAUUGCAUAAUUGGAUCCUUGGACAUGGGGUUGAUGAGGUUAUUCCUGAGGAGUUCUCUUGGGUGCCCAACAAUAAUGGUACUGAUGACCAUCUGUUGCAUGGGGAUGACAAUGCUGCUUGGGCUCAUACCAGGGAUGAAAUUGCUAAUCACAUGUGGGCAAACAAGGGAAACUCUCGCAUCUUUGUUCUAUGUACUCGAGCUUAUCUGUUGGUGUUUGUAAUGAAUAACAAUGUGCAACGAUGA
Messenger RNA from Sorghum bicolor (sorghum), 1083 nucleotides. Its product is annotated as putative nuclease HARBI1. The record is from RefSeq and is a predicted model, not a curated record. The transcript has 4 exons. Bases 1 to 1083 code for a protein of 360 amino acids. NCBI's taxonomy places the organism in Eukaryota, Viridiplantae, Streptophyta, Magnoliopsida, Poales, Poaceae.